Messenger RNA from Aspergillus wentii DTO 134E9, 2811 nucleotides. RefSeq lists its product as uncharacterized. Gene Ontology annotation, biological process: protein N-linked glycosylation. The transcript is spliced from 8 exons. Gene Ontology annotation, cellular component: endoplasmic reticulum membrane. NCBI's taxonomy places the organism in Eukaryota, Fungi, Ascomycota, Eurotiomycetes, Eurotiales, Aspergillaceae. Gene Ontology annotation, molecular function: alpha-1,2-mannosyltransferase activity. The record is from RefSeq and is a predicted model, not a curated record. The coding region runs from base 1 to 2811 and encodes 936 amino acids.
AUGAAUGAACCAUCAGAUCCAUCAAGACGUGUCAAACCACGUACAAAACAACGUCCACCUCCGCCGCCGUUUUAUAUCCCUCUCAACAUAACGCUUUAUCUGUGUCUCAUUUCUAAUGGAAUUUCCGCUUUCCUUGCGCCUAUUCAGGACUGCGAUGAAGUAUUCAACUUCUGGGAGCCUACACAUUACUUGAAUCAUGGAUAUGGUCUUGAAACAUGGGAGUAUUCGCCCGUCUACUCGAUCCGAAGCUGGCUUUACGUCUCCCUUCAUGCAGCCGUCGGAAAAUUCGGCUCUUUUCCAUUUCAGAGCAAGACUUCUGAGUUCUACGUGAUCCGUUUCUUCCUGGCUCUUGUUUGUGCUGCUUGUCAGACAAGACUCUACUCCGCCAUUUGCCGCACCCUCAGCCCCCGAAUUGGCCUUUUGUUCCUCAUGGCCGUCGCUUUCAGCCCGGGCAUGUUCCAUGCGUCUACCUCGUUCCUUCCAUCUAGUUUUACUAUGCAUACGUCAAUGCUGGGUCUCACGGCGUUCCUGGAUUGGAGAGGUAGCCAGAAAACAGCGCAGGGAAUCAUGUGGUUUGGUCUCGGUGCGAUUGUGGGCUGGCCAUUUGCUGGAGCUCUCAUCAUUCCUCUACUACUUGAAGAGGUCAUUAUUGGAUUUAUCUCGGGUUCCAUGUUGAAGACAUUCGGAGGCAUUUUCAAAGGAAUCUUUGGGUGCUUGGCAAUCUUAGCACUCGAGAUUGCUGCUGACUAUGUUUUCUUCCGGAAAUUUGCCAUCGUUCCAUGGAAUAUUGUUGCUUACAACAUUUUCGGUGGACAGGGAAGAGGCCCCGAGAUCUUUGGAACAGAGCCCUGGACGUUCUAUAUCCGGAAUCUCCUGCUGAACUUCAACGUUUGGUUCAUUUUGGCUAUGUCUGCAGCACCAUUGCUCGUUCUUCAAGCUGUUUUCCGGUCUCAAGUUACCACUAAACAGACUUUGUUGAGGACUGUUACUCUCAUCACACCUUUCUAUAUGUGGUUUGCUAUUUUCACCGUCCAGCCUCACAAGGAAGAGAGAUUCAUGCAUCCUGCGUAUCCGUUCUUGGCUCUCAAUGCCGCCAUUUCGUUCCACAUGGUUCUGUCCUACGUUGGAUCCAGCAACUCGAAAGAGGCUAUCGGACGCGUUCCAGCGCCGUUCAAGCUUGCCGUGGUGUUGUCAUUGGUCCUCGUUGCCAUAAACUCGGGUUUGCUCCGGAUUACCGGGAUGAUCACGGGAUACAACGCUCCUCUGAAGGUGUUUGAGCCAUUGAAGGAUCUGGAUAUUACUUAUGCCGGUCAAUCGGUUUGCUUCGGCAAGGAGUGGUAUCGAUUCCCCUCGUCGUUCUUCCUUCCCAAUGACAUGCGGGCCAAGUUUAUACGGAGCGAGUUCCGGGGACUUCUUCCUGGAGAAUUCCCCGAUGCCACAAACUUUCAGGCUCUUCUAGAUGGCACAUCGCAGAUUCCAGCCGGAAUGAACGAUCUAAACGAGGAGGAUCCUGAGAAAUACGUCGACAUCGCGCAGUGUUCUUUCCUCGUUGAUUCGCAUUUCCCCGAGCGAGUCGCAACAGAACUAGAACCUCAUUAUAUAGAUGACGAAGCGCAGUGGGAGAAGCUUUCUUGCGCUUCUUUCCUUGAUGCUUCCCGAACAAGCAUCUGGGGCCGUUUGAUCUGGAUCCCUGAUCUGCCCUUCGUUCCAGAGCGCUUCCGUCGUCAAUGGGGACAGUACUGUCUCCUCCAACGACGGGAUCUAAAAUGGGCACCUUUGGAUUUCAAAAGACCAUCCGCAUCCCCAUAUCCAGACUGGAACGUUCACACAACAAAGCCAAUCCCCUACCGACCUUUCAGAUAUGGCCCAAAGUAUUUUAUCACUAUGGGCUUGAGAAGCAUGAACUGGGAUGAAUGGAUAGAACUCGAUAAUCACUAUCUGCGAUAUCACGCUGACAAGGCACGUCGGAUCCAAGAACGAGGCACAAAAUGCUAUGGAACCGCGCCCGAAGCAAUGGACGGAGCGAUUGAGCUGCUGGAGGAGCUCUGCUCCUACCUCCCAGAACGAUAUCCCUCAAUGUUCCAAAAGACAGAAACCGGAAUCAACAACCUCGUAACAGGAGAAUCCUUCAACAUCGUACAAUGCCCACUACCAGAAGACCCGAUGGCCACAGCCGCACGUCUCGUCCAAGAUGACCUCGCAUUAAUGUUCGAGAAAGAAGACGGCGAGUACUACCUCCUCGCAGGCGCAAUCCUCCUCGCCGGCUUCUGGCGCCUCGAAGACAAAUUCGGGAUGCGACUAUCCGAAAUCCACACCUCCGGCGACGUGCCCCAAUACCGCGAGAAACUCGAAAAGGGAAUGAUGAAUUUCUUCCGUCGUCUUAAACCCGAAGACCCCGUUCUCCGGAAUAACUACUUCAUCCAAGUCGACGAUAACCUGCCCUGGUCGCAUAGUAUCGGGUCCGAAGACGCGACUGAAGUCUCGUGGAGCACGGCGCAGAAGAACAAGGCUAUCGAGCACCACUUCUUCCGGUCGGAGAGGCAGUCGUUGCGUCGUCUUCCACGGUCUGGGGCGGUGGUUUUCACCAUUCGGACGUAUUUUGAGCCCAUCACGGAGAUCGUCAAGGAGCCGUAUGUUCCUGGUCGGCUUGCGUCUGCGAUUCGGAGUUGGGGUGAUGAUGUGUCGCGGUAUAAGGGUAAGGAGAGGUAUGAGGAGGUUCUGCUGGAGUAUCUUGACCAGAAACAUGAAGAGCAGGUGGCUGCUGGGCUGGAUUUGGAGAAGGAGGAAGAAGUUCGAAGUUAUCCUUUGUGA